Polychytrium aggregatum is the source of this 918-nucleotide messenger RNA. Its product is annotated as V-type ATPase. Gene Ontology annotation, biological process: proton transmembrane transport. The transcript has 3 exons. Lineage: Eukaryota; Fungi; Chytridiomycota; Chytridiomycetes; Polychytriales. Gene Ontology annotation, cellular component: proton-transporting V-type ATPase, V0 domain. Gene Ontology annotation, molecular function: proton-transporting ATPase activity, rotational mechanism. The coding region runs from base 150 to 647 and encodes 165 amino acids. The record is from RefSeq and is a predicted model, not a curated record.
CCCACAUCCAACCUGCACCAGCAUACACCGCACCGCACCGAACAGAUACGCCGGCCGCCGUCGAGCACAGACCCCACGUCGCAUCAACUCAAGACCCACCAAAUAUCUAGCCUUCCUCCCGCCGCCGCGGUUCUCAGAAAGCACCAUCCAUGUCUGGAUCACUCCCAACCGACUAUUGCCCUGCAUUCGCUCCAUUCUUUGGAUUCGCCGGAGCCGGCUUGGCCAUGAUCCUCUCGGCCGUCGGCGCGGCCUAUGGCACCGCAAAAGCCGGAGUCGGCAUCGCUGGAAUAGGCACCUUCCGGCCUGAUCUAGUUAUGAAGUGUCUGAUCCCCGUCGUCAUGGCCGGUAUCAUUGCCGUCUACGGUCUCGUUGUCUCGGUCUUGGUGGCCAGCUCACUCAGUCCCACGGAGCCCUACUCGCUCUUUGCAUCGGCGGUGCACUUGGCAUCGGGCCUGUCGACCGGCUUUGCCGGCAUCGCUGCGGGCUACGCCAUCGGUGUCGUUGGAGACGCGUGUGUCCGAGCGUACAUGUAUCAGCAACGUAUCUUUGUGGCGAUGGUGUUGAUCCUUAUCUUCGCCGAAGUCCUGGGUCUGUACGGGCUGAUUGUUGCGCUGAUUCUGAACACCAAGGCCAAGAGCAACUGCUAAAGAGAGCGCGAUUUGUCAAGCUGCGCAAGCAGACAGUCGGGCCGCCGGAACGGCAGGCAUUGAGACGGCAUCACCAUCGGGAUUCGGCAGUGGAUUUUCAACUGAUGUUACAGAGACGGCACCCGGCACCCGGCUUAGCGACCGAGUAAAAGCCACGGCUCGCAAGUAACGAGCGGCUUGCAGCGGUUGUGGGCUGCUUCCCCUCCCCCCGUCCGUGGUUGUGGCAUAACUUUCAUCAAAUACAUUAGCCCGCUUGGGCACGUUAUCGAUU